Pistacia vera is the source of this 1418-nucleotide messenger RNA. Its product is annotated as transcription factor MYB62-like. Gene Ontology annotation, molecular function: sequence-specific DNA binding; DNA-binding transcription factor activity. Gene Ontology annotation, biological process: regulation of DNA-templated transcription. Gene Ontology annotation, cellular component: nucleus. The transcript has 3 exons. The coding region runs from base 186 to 1118 and encodes 310 amino acids. The record is from RefSeq and is a predicted model, not a curated record. Lineage: Eukaryota; Viridiplantae; Streptophyta; Magnoliopsida; Sapindales; Anacardiaceae.
GUCAUUAAACUCCAACUUGCUUAUUAUUAAUAUUAUUAUUUUUCCUAGUUUUCUAGGUGUAGUUUGAAGCUUGUAGGGACUUUUCCAGUAUUGGGAACUUUCUAAUUCCUUUGUUUAUUAUUAUUGUUUUUUAGUCUCAUUUUGUUCUGGAUUUUAACCCUUAACAAUCAAAUAAACUUCACAAAAUGAGAGUAGCUAGGCAGCCUGCUGCAGCUGUUGCAAAAAUGGAGUGCAAUUCUAGUGAAGAAGACAGUGAGUUAAGGAGAGGGCCAUGGACUCUUGAAGAGGAUACUCUUCUUACUCGUUACAUUUCUCACCAUGGCGAAGGCCGCUGGAAUAUGCUUGCUAAAUGUGCAGGACUGAAGAGAACUGGAAAAAGCUGCAGAUUGAGAUGGCUGAACUACUUGAAACCUGACAUUAAACGAGGGAACCUAACUCCACAGGAGCAACUACUGAUCCUGGAACUCCAUUCCAAGUGGGGGAACAGAUGGUCAAAAAUUGCACAAUGUCUGCCUGGAAGGACUGACAAUGAAAUAAAAAACUAUUGGAGAACAAGAGUUCAAAAGCAAGCUCGCCAGCUUAAUAUUGAGUCUAACAGCAAGAGAUUUCUUGAAGCUGUGAAAUGUUUUUGGAUGCCAAGGUUGCUUCAGAAGAUGGAGCAGAACUCUUCAAAUUCUUCUUCUUCUUCAUUUUCUUCUCCUCCUGGUUUUUUAACCAACUCUUCUCAGUCAUAUUCCUCCUCUACGCUGCCAAUCACAACACUCAUGUACAACACAAAUCAUCACUUCAGUGAAAACUCAAGUUUAGUUCCAGUCACCAGCCCACCUGAGCUCCCCUCAGAUUUUACAAAAAUCUCCCUGCAGCAGCCUCAAGAAAUUACUCAACAGCCAACAGUUGAUGCUAACACUGUCUACGGCAACCAAAUUCCAAGUGAGAGUUACUAUGUAGACUGUUGUGGGUAUGACAUGGAGGGGUUCAAUCUAGGUGCCAUGACAGGAAUGGGCAGUUUCGACGUUUCGUCCUCCUCCGAAUCCCAGGUGGCUGGUGGCGACUGGAUGUCGAAUGACAUGAUAGAUGCCUUGUGGAACAUGGAUGACAUAUGGCAGCUUAGGGAGUAAGUAGAGAUGGGCAUCAUCUUGACAGUGGGGGGUGGCAUUUUUAUUAUUGGAUGGUCCACCAACACAUAAUAAUCAACUUGACUACUCAUGAUUAUCAGAACAUCAAAAUCAUCCACAUUGAAUUCAACAGUUAUCUGAUAACUCAAAGCAUUAUAGAGUACUAUAGUUUAUAAAGUUGUUGUUUCUUUUUCUUUUUCUAAAUUAUAUGUUUCCAGUGUCUGGUUUUAGCAUUGCCUAUAAGUGUUUAUUGUAUAACCAAUUAAAUUAUCUAUAAUAGAUGUUAUUACAGUGUUAAAUAUA